This is a messenger RNA of Trichoderma atroviride IMI 206040, 4389 nucleotides long. NCBI's taxonomy places the organism in Eukaryota, Fungi, Ascomycota, Sordariomycetes, Hypocreales, Hypocreaceae. The record is from RefSeq and is a predicted model, not a curated record.
AUGAUCCACCACCGGGCCUAUAACGCCACGGCAUGUGGUGAUGGCUUCCUUGGCCCAGGCGUCUGGGCUGAGGGCUGUCGAGGCGGUUUCGACUUCACAUUGUCUUUUGAAGAGAGCAUCUUGUCUGUUCUUCCAUCUGCUUUGUUUCUUCUCCUUUCGAUACCGAGAAUCGCAUAUCUCCUACGGACCCCUGAUAAAACAAAGCGUCGAUCAGCAUACACACCAAAGCUUAUCGUAUCGAGUGCAUAUGCCGGCAUCCAGGUCGGAUGCUUGGCCCUCACAGCCUCAUCACGACACCUCGACACACGAUUCUCCAUCGCCGCCGCCGUUCUCAGCCUCGUCGCCGCAUGCUGCAUCGUCCUUCUCUCGCACAUUGAGCACGUCAAGUCGAUUCGUCCCUCCUUCCUCCUGACCUCGUAUCUCUUCACCACUCUCCUCUUCGACGCCGCCCGAUUACGGACCGAAUGGCUCCUCUCCGUCAACGUCGCAUACGCAGCAGUGCUCUCGACCUCGACGAUAUUAAAACUAGCCCUGCUCGUACUGGAAAACAUCGAAAAGAGACGCAUUUUGCUAGACUCGAGUAAAAACCCGUCAACGGAGAGCACGAGCGGGCCGUUCAACCGCGGCUUCUUCGUCUGGCUCAACUCGCUGCUCAUCACCGGAUGGGCCACCGUCUUGACACUGCACGAUCUCCCCGCCAUUUACGAAAAGCUUUCAUCUGAAAAGCUUGCCGUGAUUUUCUCGAAACGAUGGGACAAGGUCACCCAUGGCGGACAAAGAGCCUCUCUCUUUCUCAACACCGUCUGGAUCCUCAAGCGCGAAAUUGCCGGCAUUGUGAUUCCUCGGUUGGCCGUCGUCGCCUUGACAAUUGCCCAGCCUUUCCUGGUGUCCCAAGCGCUGCGAUUUCUGUCCAUGCCCAAAGACGAGCACUCUGACAAUGUCGGCUACGGCUUGAUCGGCGCCUUUGCCUUUGUCUUUAUAGGAUCUGCUAUCUUAACGGCAUGGUACGAGCAUCUUACGUUCCGAGUCGGUGCCAUGAUUCGAGGAGGCCUCAUUGGCCUCAUCUAUCGCAAAAUACUGCGGCUUUCCACCAGCGACCUAAAUGAAUCGUCCGCAUUGGCGCUCAUGGGCAACGACAUUGAGACUCUGGCUGAACGUGCAAACGCUCUGCUCAUUGAAGCGUACGCCAACUCUCUCACGGUUGGCAUCGCCGUCUAUAUGCUGUACGCACAACUGGGUCCCGUCUGCGUUGCCCCUAUUGUCAUGGCUAUCAUCUCCAUUGUGCUGUGCUGGUUUAUUGGAAGGGUGCUCGUCAAACGCCAGACCGUCUAUCAAAAAGCAACGCAGGACCGCAUCAAUUUCACCUCUGAAGUGCUCGGUUCUAUCAAAGCCGUCAAGAUGCUAGGAUACACGGAGCGCUUCACCGACCUGCUUGAAGACAAGCGUGACCAGGAUCUGAAUGUUGGUAAACACUACCGAGAGAUGAUUGUAUGGGCCAACACAGUCGGAAACGCCAACGUCAGCUUAACUCAAGCCGCCACUUUUGGAGCCUACGCCAUUGUCGCCAAGCUCAGCAACAAUCAAUCCUUCUCGGCAUCGCAGGCCAUUACUGCACUGUCCAUUCUCAACGUCAUGGUAAACCCGCUCAGCUUCCUCCUCGGUAACAUUUCAGCCGCCUAUGCCGCAUUUGGCUGCUUCAAGCGUAUCCAGGAAUUCCUACUUCUCGACGAAAGAAUCGAUAGCCGGCAAAUAAGUCCACAGCUGGGAGUGCCAACAAAGAGCGAGCAAGUCGGAUCACGCAGAAGCAGUAUGGAGCUCCGUCCGCUCGAUCGUUACACCGAGGAAGGCGAGCGCAUCUUUAUUUCCGAGGGAGCCUUCUCGUGGAAAGAAAAGAAAGUAUUGAGCAACAUCAAUGUGUCCUUCUCACAGACACAAUCCGGAUCUCUCACCACGAUAGUUGGUCCGAUCGGCUCAGGCAAGUCGAGCUUGCUCAAGGCCAUUCUCGGUGAAGCAUCCUCGACUGGAGGCAAAAUCUCGUUGUCGACGCCGAGCAUCGCCUUCUGUGACCAAACCCCCUGGGUGAUGAAUGCAACAAUCAGAGACAACAUUGUGGCGGAAUCCGGCUUUUUCGACGACAAAUGGUUCGACACGGUCGUCGAAGCCUGCGAUUUGACUCAAGACUUUGCGCGGUUGCCAGAUGGUGUUUCGACCGUUGUUGGAGACAAGGGAGUGAAGCUCAGCGGAGGUCAAAAGCAGAGACUUGCCAUUGCCCGUGCCGUCUACGCCCGCAAGCCCGUCGCCAUGUUUGACGAUGUCUUCAGCGCAUUGGACAAGACAACAGAACGCAUCGUCUUUGCUCGCGUCUUCAGCAAAGACGGACUGCUCCGCCGUAGCCGCACCACCGUUAUCCUCGCAACUCAUUCCGUCCACCUCUUACCCAGCUCCGAUCACAUCAUCGCCCUCGGCCAAGACGGCCAAGUUAUCGAGCAAGGAGCCUUUGUCAAACUUCGAUCCAGUGGCAAAUACAUUCAGAGUCUCGACAUCACCGAUCCACACUCCGAUGAUGAUGAAGAUAGCAAAGACAGCCCUGAGCAAGACAUUAUCGAAGAGAUUAAGAACCUCGUCCACGUCAGCGAAGAGGCCGAGCAAGAAAACGAAGCAGAGCAAACAGUAUCAAGUGAUCGCAGCACGUUCAAAUACUACUUUUCCGCCAUGAGACCCCUCAGUUUGGCCGUGGGUGGUGGAUACAUCUUUGGGCAAGCCUUCUCUGCUGCUUUCAGGGCUGUCUGGCUUACCUGGUGGGGUGAUGGCCGAGGACGACCCAGCAACGACGUGGGUUACUGGCUAAGUAUUUUCACUGUCUUGGCCGUUGUAGAAGCUGUAUUGAUCUCCCUGGCAAUCAUGCACUUCUUAUUGAUCAUCGGACCUACCGUCAGCAAAAAGUUCCACACCAGAAUUUUGAACGCAGUCAUGAGAUUCAGCCAAGACUUGCGCCUAGUCGAUAUUGACCUCCCUGUCAAUCUCGCCAUUUUCCUCUUUGAUGUCAUGACUUGUAUUAGUGUUACCGGACUGGCUGUUGGAGCAGUCAGCUACUUCGCCGCCGCUCUCCCCUUCAUCAUCGUCAUCCUCCUCAUAAUCCAACGAUUCUACGUUCGAACCUCCAAGCAACUUCGUAUUCUAGAAAUCGAACACAAAGCCCCGCUAUACUCGCACUUCCUCGAAUCUAUCAACGGCCUCGCCACAAUCCGCGCCUUUGGCUGGAUCCUCCCCUACUCCACCAAGAGCCUCUCCCUCCUCGAUAGCGCACAGAAGCCCUCCUAUCUUCUCAACUGCAUUCAGCGAUGGCUCACCUUAGUUCUCGACUUGGUCGUUGCGAUUCUCACCAUCUUGCUCGUUGUUUUCGCCGUCACUCUAAGGGGAAAGCUGAAUCCCGCUCUCCUGGGCAUUGCGCUCGUCAAUAUGAUGAACCUGGGUCUCAAUCUCAAGGGCAUCAUCCUGGCAUGGUCCCAGCUGGAAACUUCUCUCGGAGCCGUCACUCGCAUCAAGACCUUUGAAGAAACAACUCCAUCUGAGCUGUUCCCUCACGAAAACUACACUCCCCCUGAAGAAUGGCCCUCUCAGGGCUCUCUCGAUUUCAUCGACUUAUCCGUACACUACGACUCCACCGCCCAUCCCGUCCUCCGCAACAUCUCCUUCACCAUCCGCCCAGGCGAAAAGCUCGGCCUCGUCGGUCGCAGCGGCAGCGGCAAAAGCUCUCUCAUCCAAGCUCUCUUCCGCAUGGCCAACACUCCCACCGGCCAAAUCCUCCUUGACGGCCAAGACAUCUCGAAUAUCCCCAAGCCCCUCAUCCGCCAGAAACUCAGCUGCCUCACCCAGGAUCCUUUCCUCUUCACCAACACGAUACGCUUCAACGCCGACCCUCUUGGCGUUCACUCCGACGAGGCAAUCGCCGACGCACUUCAGCGAGCCGCCAUCUGGGAUGUCAUCACCUCCAAGAUAGACGCCGGUAAAAAUCCCCUCGACGAGAAAAUGGACGAAACUUUCUUCUCUCACGGGCAGCGGCAGCUAUUCUGUCUGGGCAGAGCACUCCUUAAGAAGAGCAGCACUCUCAUCCUGGAUGAGCCAACCAGCAACAUCGAUAACCAAACCGACGCGCAAAUUCAGCGUGUCAUCAAAUCCGAGUUCAAAGACCGCACAGUCAUCAUGAUUGCCCACCGGCUUGACUCACUACUGGAAUUCGACACAAUCGCUGUGCUAGAAGAAGGUUCGCUGGCGGAAAUUGGCACUCCCAAAGAAUUACUAUUGCAAAAAGGUGGUGUUUUUGCGCAAUUGUAUGAUUCUGAUAAAACUAAUAAGAGGAGGAACUCGGACGAAAUCUCGCGAGCAUGA